Messenger RNA from Prinia subflava (tawny-flanked prinia), 1368 nucleotides. It is a transcript of the gene TNFRSF18, whose product is annotated as TNF receptor superfamily member 18. Gene Ontology annotation, cellular component: plasma membrane; external side of plasma membrane. The coding region runs from base 252 to 995 and encodes 247 amino acids. Gene Ontology annotation, biological process: negative regulation of apoptotic process; positive regulation of cell adhesion. Gene Ontology annotation, molecular function: tumor necrosis factor receptor activity. Lineage: Eukaryota; Metazoa; Chordata; Aves; Passeriformes; Cisticolidae. The transcript is spliced from 6 exons. The record is from RefSeq and is a predicted model, not a curated record.
CAGUGCCAGGACAGUGCCAGGACAGGACAAGUACCUGGACAGGGGUGGCAGUGCCAGGACAGGGCAGUACCAGGGAGCUGGGUGGCAGUGCCUGGACAGGGUGACAGUACCGGGACAGGGUGACAGUGCCAGCACAGGUGACAGUCCCAGCACAGGUGACAGUACCGGGACAGGGCAGUGCCAGCACAGGUGACAGUGCCAGCACAGGGCAGUGACAGGGAGCUGGUGGCACAGGUGACAGUGCCAGGGCCAUGUCCCCGCGCCGGCUGUGGCUGCUGCUGGCGCUGUUGGUGGCACAGCGGGCGCGGCCGGGCGGCGCCGGGCAGUGCCAGGACGGGGAGCUCAGGGAGGUUUGGGGAGGGGGCACCAAGUGCUGCCCCCGCUGCAGCUGGGACAGAGAGGACCCCCAGCCCUGCGAGGCGGCGCAGGACCUCGAGUGCAAAUGUCCCCCGGGGCACGGCUGCUCCGACGAGUCCUGCGUGUCCUGUGCCGCGCUGCCACCGUGCCAGCCGGGAUGGGAGCCGGAGAGAAUCGGACUCAUGCGUUUCCAGUUCAAGUGCAAACCCUGCCAGAACGGGACCUACUCCAGCAGCAGGAGCAGCUGGUGCCGCAACUGGACCGACUGUGCCAGCAGCGGCUUCAUCACGCUCCGGGCAGGGAACAGCACCCACAACUCCGUGUGCAGCCUCCCCGUCAGAGCCCUGGAGCCAGCCUGGAUGCCCCUGGAAUUCCGCUCCAGCACCAUCCUGGCCAUCCUGACGGCCGUGGCCGUGUUCGUGCUCAUCCUGCUCACCUUCCUGCUGCACUUCUGCCUCUGGAGCCUCCGCAGGGAGAAAAAAUUCCCGGCAGAUUUGGGACACAGCUUCCCGCGGCCGCUGCCGCUCCAGGGGGAGGAAUCCCACAGCAUCCAAUUCCCGGAGGAGGAGCACGGCGACAAAACGGCCGAGGAGAAACUUUCCAUGCUCUCCCUCAAAGUCUACAGCGAGCUCCGAUAGCGGGAUCGCCCUCCGGGAUCACCGGGAACGCCAAAAAACCCCGGGAAUGGGAUGGGGCGCGGAGCGUCGCUUUUCCGUAGGAAAAGGAGAGGGUUCAGGGCGGGUUUGGCUUUGUUUGGCCCCCCAAACCCCUGGGAUUUAGGGAUAAAAUCCUGCUGAUCGGGCCGGUGUGGGCUCAGCAGCACACAGCAGGGAUUUCCCGGGAUAUUCCUGAUUUCCAGGAUCGGGAAUAGCGGCCACAGCUCCUGGAUUUCCCUCGGGUUUUUCCUUUUCCUUCCCCUUUUCCUUCCCCUUUUCCUUCCCCUUUUCCUUCCCCUUUUCCUUCCUUUUUCCCCUUUUCCCUUUUCCCUUUUCCCUUUUUCCUUUUCCCUUU